AUGGCGCCGAACGAUCUCCAAUGGGUCUCCACUGCGCUGCACCACCGAGUUGAGCGCUCACCGCGGCAGUCCGUCACUCGCAUCCGCACUCUCUCGCCUGCCCAGCCGCAGUCCGACCUUGGCAGCCUUCGCGGCCUCUCUCCCUCUCCUUCUCCCUCUCCCUCGCUCGCCGUGGGCUGCCACCAGCUGCUGCCUGUCCUGGCUUGCUCAGCUCGAGGCGCCCACAGCCGAUCGAGUCGAGAGCUCGAGCUCAUUCCGCGCUGUGCUGCCGCCGAUUCCCAGCUACCCAAACUCGCAGUUGCUCACGGCUCUCCUUUGGAUGCACCCGAAAUCCCAAGCGCAGCUGGAAUUCUCGACCGAGCCCAGUUCUGA
Messenger RNA from Moesziomyces antarcticus, 372 nucleotides. RefSeq lists its product as uncharacterized. The transcript has a single exon. The record is from RefSeq and is a predicted model, not a curated record. Bases 1 to 372 code for a protein of 123 amino acids. Lineage: Eukaryota; Fungi; Basidiomycota; Ustilaginomycetes; Ustilaginales; Ustilaginaceae.